This is a messenger RNA of Cylas formicarius (sweet potato weevil), 951 nucleotides long. RefSeq names its product mpv17-like protein. Lineage: Eukaryota; Metazoa; Arthropoda; Insecta; Coleoptera; Brentidae. The transcript is spliced from 7 exons. Gene Ontology annotation, cellular component: cytoplasm; membrane. The record is from RefSeq and is a predicted model, not a curated record. Bases 352 to 903 code for a protein of 183 amino acids.
GAGGUUUUCGAGGCAUGCGAUUCGAACGCUGUACGAUAAAAUAUUCAUUCAUUCAGGUCGACAAUUUGUAUUCUGUUUAAUAAUAAUUGGUUCCUAAGCGAACACUCUGCUACUCGUAGUGCACCCAUUCGAACAAAACCCCGAUCUGAGUAUACUUCAUAUUUGAUCGUUCGCUUGAUAUUGCGUGUAGCGUUGCCACGUUGAUUAAUCGGUUGGAGAAACUGAUUAAAAGUGUUCCCGAUACAUUUGCAUCCCAGUAUAUCAGUAUGGGCUUUCACCCCUUUUUUUAUUCUAAGUUUUCGCAAACCGAAGAUUUCAUUCUUGCCAAUUUUGGAAAUAAAACCCAUCGAUAUGGCGGGUAUCAGGUUGAUCAGUAAUCUAAGGGUCGCCUUUAGGACAUUCUUAGUGAAUCAUCCGAUCGUAGGAAAUGCGAUCGUGUACGGAACAUUAUGCGUGGGAGCCGAAACAUCCCAACAAUCUCUCAACAAGAAGAUACUGAACGAUACAUCGGAACCGCUCGAUAGACAUACCAUCGGUAGGUAUGCAAUAUAUGGGACCACGAUUGCUGGACCGUUGUUAGCUACAUGGUACCGUUUCCUGGACAAACAGUUACCUGGAAAAACCACUAAAAUUGUAUUGAAGAAAAUGGUAUUCGACCAAUUUACAUUCACGCCAUUACUUCUAGUUGUCUUCUACGUUUCAAUGAGUAUCAUGGAACGGAAACAAGACGUGUUUGAAGAGUGUAGAAUGAAAUUCCUACAAACUUUCGGGGCGAAUUGCUUGUUUUGGAUACCUGCGCAGGCUGUAAAUUUCUCAUUAGUGCCACCAGUAUACAGGGUAACCUAUAUAGGUACAUGUUCCUUUGCGUGGAUCAACGUAUUAUGUUGGUUUAAAAGGCAGUAAAGGAAAAACGAUAACUAAGUAAUCAGAAAAUAAAUGUAUAUUUUAUUA